This is a messenger RNA of Cololabis saira (Pacific saury), 1490 nucleotides long. It is a transcript of the gene rab20, whose product is annotated as RAB20, member RAS oncogene family. NCBI's taxonomy places the organism in Eukaryota, Metazoa, Chordata, Actinopteri, Beloniformes, Belonidae. Gene Ontology annotation, molecular function: GTPase activity; GTP binding. Gene Ontology annotation, biological process: intracellular protein transport. The coding region runs from base 153 to 947 and encodes 264 amino acids. The transcript is spliced from 2 exons. Gene Ontology annotation, cellular component: endomembrane system. The record is from RefSeq and is a predicted model, not a curated record.
CUCAGUUACUUUCUGAAGUUUAGACCGGGACGGCUGGGGUCGAGCAUGAUGACAGUCCGCGCGGUCAAACAUUAACUUAACCCGCUGUUUUUUCCCCCUGUGUGACAUGGUCCGUGGGAGCCGCUCCGCGCCGCCCCGCCACGCAUGAGGACAUGUCGAGGAUGAAGAAGCCGGACGUGAAGGUGGUGCUGCUGGGAGACAUGAACGUGGGCAAGACCUCGCUGCUGCACCGGUACAUGGAGAGGAGGUUCAAGGACACCAUCAGCACCGUGGGGGGGGCCUUCUUCCUCAAGCAGUGGGGCCCCUACAACAUCUCCAUCUGGGACACGGCCGGUCGGGAGCAGUUCCACGGUUUGGGCUCCAUGUACUGCCGAGGCGCCGCCGCCGUCAUCCUCACCUACGACGUCACCAACUGGCAGAGCCUGUCGGAGCUGGAGGAGCGCUUCCUGUCCCUGACGGACACGGCCAACCACGACUGCAUCUACGCCCUGGUGGGCAACAAGGCGGACCUGACCGACGCCACGGCGCAGCUGUUCCAGGGCGCCGACGGCCUCGGCGAGGAGCAGCCCGAGAGCGAGGAGAAGCGGACGGAACCACAGGUGCCGUCCGCCUGCCCUACGCCCCCGACCUCGCCCCCGGCCUCGCCCGCGUCCCUGUCCGGCCUGGUGCUCCGCAAGCAGGUGUCGCGCGACGACGCGGUGGCCCUGUACGGGAGGAUACUGCGGUACAAGGGCCAGGACGAGAAGAGCUGCCUCCCCGCGGAGAAGAUGUGCUUCGAGACCAGCGCCAAGACCGGCUACAACGUGGACGCCCUGUUCGAGAGGCUGUUCGACCUGGUGCUGCCCUCCAUCCUGAGGAAGAGGCACGAGGACCAGGAGUCGCCCACCGUGGACCUGGAGGACUUCAGGGGAGCCGGCGGCAAGCGGCCCAGAUCUUCCUGCUGCUAGGGACCCCAGCCGAGGCGACGAGCUUCGUUUUUAUCAGUCAGCAGGUCGGGCUGGACGCCGAGCUCACUGUGACGGUACCACUGUUCUCUCUCGUCUUCACCGGACCCGAAAGCAAAUAUACACACACACACACACACACGUGGUCAAUGCUGUGAAAAGGGUCCGAAAAAGCAGUGAUUUCAUAGUUUUUGUAUUUGUAAAGUAGGGGAAUAUCACUUUAUGUCCUUUAAUGACUUAAACUGCACUUACGUGUUCCAAAGAUGUGUCUGAGGGCAAAUAACGCCAAAAACAACUAAAUCACUGCCAUUUGUAAAUGUUUUGCUUCUGUGAUUUCACUCGUUUAGCUGCACAGAGUUGACUGGUUGACACGUCGCGAUCUUUGUUGAUGAACCCGAAUCACGUUUCACUUUAACGUUCGGCCGCCGCCGCUGAAAUUGAUCUCCUAUAUAUAUUUUAUUGACACUUUUUGAACUUUUCCAUGACUGCUAAAUAUCCCUGAUAAACUUUUAAGCAUGUUGUUGUAAUAAAGAUUUUUAUUUUGCA